AGAAGAAACUGGGCAGCGAGAGCAGCGGCAGUGGUCACAUAGCGGUCCAGAUUGAGCCCGCCAGAAGGGUCAAGCGUCACAGCAUCCACGGCAUGAUGGAGGAGGAGAACACGAUUCGGCCGCAUCAGGAGAUUAGGCAGCUGACGCUGGAGGAGAAGAAGUUCCUGCUGGCCGUGGAGAGGGGCGACAUGGCCGGCACACGCAGGAUGCUGCAGAAGGCCCAGGACACGGAGUACAUCAAUGUGAACUGCGUGGACCCACUGGGACGCACAGCCCUGCUGAUGGCCAUUGACAAUGAGAAUCUGGAAAUGGUGGAGCUGCUGAUCAACUACAAUGUGGACACCAAGGAUGCCCUGCUGCAUUCCAUCUCGGAGGAGUUCGUUGAGGCUGUGGAGGUGCUGCUGGACCACGAAAACGUCACCUUUCACAGCGAGGGCAAUCACAGUUGGGAAUCCGCCUCGGAGGACACGUCGACCUUCACGCCGGACAUUACGCCCCUGAUCCUGGCGGCUCACCGCGACAACUAUGAGAUCAUCAAGAUCCUCUUGGAUCGGGGCGCCGUGCUGCCCAUGCCCCAUGACGUGCGAUGCGGCUGUGAUGAGUGCGUUCAGUCGCGGCAGGAGGACUCCCUCAGGCACUCGAGAUCGCGCAUCAACGCCUAUCGCGCCCUGGCCAGUCCCAGCUUGAUAGCACUCUCCUCCAAGGACCCCAUCCUCACGGCCUUCGAGCUGUCCUGGGAGCUGCGCCGGCUCAGCUUUCUCGAGCACGAAUUUAAGAACGAGUACCAGGAGCUGCGCAAGCAGUGCCAGGACUUCGCCACCGCCCUGCUGGACCACACUCGCACCUCCCACGAGCUGGAGAUCCUGCUCAACCACGAUCCCACCGGUCCGGUUUACGAGCACGGCGAACGCAUGCAUUUAAACCGCCUGAAGCUGGCCAUUAAGCUGCGCCAAAAGAAGUUCGUGGCUCACUCGAAUGUUCAACAAUUGCUGGCAAGCAUUUGGUACGAAGGAUUGCCCGGAUUCCGGAGGAAGAACAUGGCCCUGCAGGCUGUGGACAUCAUCAGGAUCGGCAUCAUGUUCCCCAUCUUCUCGCUGGCCUACAUCCUGGCACCCUACUCCAGCAUUGGCCAAACAAUGCGGAAGCCCUUCAUCAAGUUCAUCUGCCACAGCGCCUCGUACUUCACCUUUCUAUUUCUUUUGAUGUUGGCUUCUCAGCGGAUUGAGACCUUCAUUGGAGGCUGGUUCUUUGCCGAUUCCUCAGGAAUGCUCAACACGAUGGAGGAGCUGCCCACGAAGCGAGGUGCCAAGCCCACCUUCAUUGAGUGGCUAAUCCUGGCCUGGGUGAGCGGCCUCAUUUGGAGCGAGGUGAAGCAACUGUGGGACGUUGGUCUGCAGGAGUAUCUCAACGACAUGUGGAAUGUGAUCGACUUUGUCACGAACUCCCUAUAUGUGGCCACAGUGGCUUUGCGGGUUGUGUCCUUUUUCCAGGUCCAAAAAGAGAUGAUUUACAACUCGCAUGCCACGGAUCUGCCGAGGGAGCGGUGGGACGCCUGGGACCCGAUGCUGAUAUCGGAGGGUCUAUUCAGUGCAGCGAACAUUUUCAGUAGCCUCAAGCUGGUUUAUAUAUUCUCGGUGAAUCCGCAUCUGGGGCCACUGCAGGUGUCGCUGUCCCGGAUGGUGAUGGACAUCAUGAAGUUCUUCUUUCUUUAUGUCCUGGUCCUCUUCGCGUUUGGCAGUGGUCUUAACCAGUUACUGUGGUACUAUGCCGAUCUGGAGAAGAAACGUUGUCCUGAAGUUUCGCCCAUGAGUGCUCUUCUUAACAUGAAUGGAACCAAUGAUCCGAAUGCCUGCAUUGUGUGGCGCAGAUUUUCCAACUUAUUCGAAACCACACAAACCCUCUUCUGGGCUGUCUUCGGCCUGAUAGAUUUGGACAGCUUUGAGUUGGAUGGGAUCAAGAUCUUCACCAGAUUCUGGGGCAUGCUGAUGUUUGGAACUUACUCGGUUAUAAAUAUUGUGGUGCUGCUUAACCUUCUCAUUGCCAUGAUGAAUCAUUCGUAUCAACUUAUUUCGGAACGUGCUGAUGUGGAGUGGAAGUUUGCUCGCUCGAAGCUCUGGAUAAGCUACUUCGAGGAGGGCGGAACCUGUCCACCACCUUUCAACAUCAUACCCACUCCAAAGUCCAUUUGGUACGCCAUUAAGUGGAUGCGUCGCGUCUUCUGCAGCGGAUCCUCUGCCGCUCGACGGGAACACCUAAAGACAAUACGACGCAAGGCGCAGCAGGCUAGCGACCGGGACUUUAAGUACCAGCAGAUAAUGCGCAAUUUGGUAAGACGGUAUGUAACUGUGGAGCAGCGGAAGGCCGAGUCCCAGGGAGUCACCGAGGACGACGUAAACGAGAUCAAGCAGGAUAUAUCCGCCUUCCGGUGCGAGCUGGUGGAAAUACUCAAGAACAGCGGAAUGGAUACGAAUGUGACGGCGGGACACGGAGGAGGUGGUGGCAAGAAAAACCGCCAGAAGGAGCGUCGCCUGAUGAAGGGAUUCAAUAUCGCACCGCCUGGCUCUACGGGAUCACUGGCUCCUGUUGCCGAGUUCUCCACAUCGCUGGACAACUAUGAUAACCAACACGAGAUCCUCAGCUCCACACUGUCCACCCUCUUUACGCCGAACUUUAUGCACAAGCGCCAGCAAAGUCAGGCCGGUGGAUCCGAGUCCCCGACCACGCCCACAGCCCCCCAGGGAACUCAGGGGGCGGCAAUGACCGCCACUAGCCAGGUCACCAAGUACAACAAGUCCGCCCUGAAGCCGUACAACAAGCGCAUCGCUGGACACAAAAAGCGAUGGGGCACCUUAAUUGAAGCAGCCAAAGUUGGCAACGUGAGCAAAAUGCUGGGUCGUUCGAAGUCCGAGGACUCGGUGUGCAACUCCUCGCACACAUCAACGCCAGUUCACGGGCAGAUGCGGGUAACCUACGCCCAGAACUCGCCCCAGCAGGGAUAUGGUUACCAUGGAGAGACCAGUUCCACGGCCACAUCCACACCAACUCCCACGAUUUCGGUGGUUAGCAAUUCGCCAGCAGCCCACUCGGGAGUGGGAUCGCAUUUCUUUCACACAACAAGUGGUCUCACUGCCAUUGCCGCCCUGAAGCGAAAGCGCAAAAAGUUCUCAUCGAGCAAGAAUAUCUGUCCGGUUACCGAAUCCGUGGCAGCGGCCAACGCGGCUGAGAUACUAAACGAUAAGACCCUUAAGCGGGUGUCCAGCUAUCCUGCAGCCGAGGCUGGAGUGCAGCACAAUCCGGCCCAGUUGGUCAAGCCGCGGCGACAUGAGCAAACGCAGAGUCAGCACGAUUCGGUGGAGACCAACUCGACCUUCACGCUGUCCAUUGAUCCAUCCAAUACGUCGGUGAACUCCAGGGAACCGCUGAUCAGCACCAGUUGUGUUUCGACCACGGGAGCUAUUGGUUGA
Molecule: messenger RNA, 3464 nt
Organism: Drosophila teissieri
Lineage: Eukaryota; Metazoa; Arthropoda; Insecta; Diptera; Drosophilidae
Gene: Trpgamma
Product: transient receptor potential-gamma protein
Exons: 15
Coding region: 93-3464 (1123 amino acids)
Biological process (GO): manganese ion transport; calcium ion transmembrane transport; regulation of cytosolic calcium ion concentration
Cellular component (GO): membrane; cation channel complex
Molecular function (GO): protein binding; store-operated calcium channel activity; inositol 1,4,5 trisphosphate binding
Source: RefSeq, a predicted model, not a curated record